This is a messenger RNA of Lodderomyces theae, 1830 nucleotides long. RefSeq names its product ATP-binding cassette family ATPase (gene KRE30). The record is from RefSeq and is a predicted model, not a curated record. Bases 1 to 1830 code for a protein of 609 amino acids. Gene Ontology annotation, molecular function: ATP hydrolysis activity; ATP binding. The transcript has a single exon. NCBI's taxonomy places the organism in Eukaryota, Fungi, Ascomycota, Pichiomycetes, Serinales, Debaryomycetaceae.
AUGUCUGUAUCAGCUUCAAAAGCCAAGAGAGAACAAAAGCGUAUGGAAAGAGAGGCCAAGAAAGCCGCCGAAGGGAAAAGUCUCAAAAAGACUAAAAGACAAGCUGAGAAGGAUGCAGCUGAAGAUGACGUAGCAGACGCCAGUGAAGAAGUCGCCAAGUUGAAGUUGCAAACUGAUGAACAUGGAUUGUCGGAUAGAGUCACCACUGGUGUUUUAGACUCUUUGAAAACGUCAAGAGAUAUUAAAUUGUCAUCUGUAUCACUUUUGUUCCAUGGUAAAGUUUUGAUCCAGGAUUCGACUUUGGAAUUGAACUAUGGCCGUAGAUAUGGUUUGUUGGGUGAAAAUGGAUGUGGUAAGUCCACUUUGUUGAAGUCUAUUGCAGCAAGAGAGUUUCCCAUUCCUGAGCACAUUGAUAUUUAUUUGUUGAAUGAACCUGCAGAACCAACUGAUUUCUCGGCAUUGGAAUAUGUCGUUAGGGAAGCAGAACACGAAUUGAAGAGAUUGGAGGACUUGGUUGAGGAUUUGAUUGUCAAGGAAGGUCCUGAAUGUCCUGCUUUGGAAGGUAUAUACGAAAAGAUUGAUGAGAUGGACCCAUCAACCUUCGAGUCUAGAGCUGCCAUCAUUUUGACAGGUUUGGGUUUCAAUGCCGUCACUAUCAAAAAGAGAACAAGAGAUAUGUCUGGUGGUUGGAGAAUGCGUGUUGCAUUGGCCAAAGCCUUGUUUGUCAAGCCAACGCUUUUGUUGUUGGAUGACCCAACUGCCCACUUGGAUUUGGCUGCUUGUGUCUGGUUGGAAGAAUAUAUGAAGAGAUUCGACAGGACCCUUAUAUUGGUGUCGCACUCUCAAGAUUUCCUUAAUGGUGUCUGUACCAACAUGAUUGAUAUGAGAAUGAAGCAAUUGCAACUUUACGGUGGUAACUACGACUCAUACGUUAAAACUAGAUCUGAAUUGGAAACCAACCAAAUGAAACAAUACAACAAACAACAAGAAGAAAUUGCCCACAUCAAGAAGUUCAUUGCUUCUGCUGGUACUUAUGCAAACUUGGUCAGACAAGCUAAAUCAAGACAAAAGAUUUUGGACAAGAUGGAAGCCGAUGGGUUGAUUCAACCAGUUGUUCCCGAUAAAGUUUUUACAUUCAGAUUCCCCGAUGUCGAAAAAUUGCCACCACCAGUGUUGGCCUUUGACGACAUGUCAUUUUCAUAUUCCGGCAAAGAUGAAGACAACCUUUACGAACACUUGGACAUUGGUAUCGAUAUGGACUCAAGGGUUGCUCUCGUUGGACCAAAUGGUGUUGGUAAAUCAACUUUGCUCAACUUGUUUCAAGGUAAAUUGACUCCUCAAAAGGGUAGAGUCAUCAAACAUACCCACAUCAAAUUGGGAGUCUACUCACAACAUUCAGCUGACCAAUUGGACUUGACAAAGACACCCUUGGAAUUUGUCCGCGACAAAUUUGCUUCUAUCUCACAAGACUACCAGUACUGGAGAGGACAGUUGGGCCGUUAUGGUUUGAGCGGAGAAGCACAAACUGCCCAAAUGGCCACACUUUCCGAAGGACAAAGAUCGCGUGUCGUUUUUGCAUUGUUGGCUUUGGAAGCACCAAAUUUGAUUUUGUUGGAUGAACCUACAAACGGUUUGGAUUUAUCUACUAUCGAUUCCUUGGCUGAUGCCAUUAACGCUUUUAAUGGUGGUGUCGUUGUUGUGUCACACGAUUUCAGGUUGCUUGAUAAGGUUGCUAAGGACAUUUUCGUUAUUGAGAACAAAACUGCAACUAGAUGGGAUGGUUCCAUCUUGGACUAUAAGAAAUCAUUGGCUGACAAGGUUGUUCUUUAA